CGGUUAUCUCUGAACGUUCUUCCGGCUUACAUGUUGGAAAAAAGAAAAGACGAAUGGAAAAAAUUGUAAUCCACAGAGCGACAAUUUCUUAGUUUUUUUUAGAAAUACGCUAAAAUGAGCUCACAACAAUUCCCCCGACACGCACUGCCUGCCUCCAGCGGGGGAGCACCUCAGAUCCCUACUACAGCAAACCUGGUGCCUGUCAAUCAGCCAUCCAACACAUCAGCGGGUGCAGAAGGAGGCAGUAAUCGUGAAGCGGACCAUGGUCAACAAGAUCACCCACCUACAGGAGGUGGGGGAACCUUGGCAUUCAGGGAUGACAAGCAGGAGACCAUGGUAGUCAGACCUUACCCCCAAGUGCAGGCGCACGGGCAGCCGCAAGCUGCUCCCCAAACUGUGUCCAUCCAGCCUGGCACACCUGUGACCGUACCUGCACCCUCUGUCCACCUCCCACAGGGACAGCCGGCAGUACUCACAGAGGGACAGAUGAAGGCUGUUUUGAAGUCACCGAUGCCAAGUCGUCUUAUUGCUCCGGCACCAGCUUCCAACCAGGCCCAUAUUCCCAUACCUCCCAAGGUCCCUGGCCACAUUGCUGUUCCCAUUGAGAGCACCAUUGCUGCCACACCUUCUAUCCCUGUGGCUACCAUCAGUGGGCAGCAGGGUCACUCCAGCAACUUGCACCACCUGAUGCCUGCCAACAUCCAAAUUAUCAGGGGACAACUUGGGGCCCCUGCUGUUCCUCCUCAGACUUUCACAUCGCAUUUACCUCGAGAGCACUUUUUCUUGAUCAGUGUCUUCUGUGCUUUGCAGGGGCUGCUGCAGCAGCGGUCAUGUCAAGCUCUAAAACAGUCUUGCGGCCGGCCACUGGCCCAAGUGCAGGUCCUGGCCAGCCUACAGUGCAGCACAUUAUCCACCAGACUAUCCAGGUGCUUCAUUUCGCGCCCUCCCAUAACAACCUCAACCGCUGUGCUUCCAACUGUGGUGGCCCCCAUUUCAGCGACUAGAACUCAGUCUCCAGUUAUCAGUCCAACAGUGACUCACUCUGAGGUGGCGCAUGGGCGUCCAGCGCUGACUAUUCAUCCCCCUUCUGCUACUGUCAGCAUUCAGAGGCCUCAGACCACCCGUGACACUGCUACACGGAUCACUCUGCCAUCACACCCUGCUAUUGGAGCUCAAAAACCCCAGGCUCCACACACCAUGGCACAGAAGCCAAUCUUUAGUACUGUGACACCAGUAGCUGCAGCAACUGUGGCACCCAUUGUUGCCACAAACACUGUGCCAUCAACAACCACGAUAGGCACUGUGCCACAUACCCAAAUGACCAGUAGCACUAUUGUCACCAUGGCAAUGGCCUCACACUCUUCUCACGCCACAGCAGUGACCACCUCUGCCAUCCCUGUUGCUAAAGUGGUCCCUCAACCAAUCGCCCAUUCUUCAUCCCGCGUUCAGCCUGACUACCCAGGAGAGAGAGCCAACCUCAUCCCCAUCCCAGGCCACAGGUCCUCUCCCAAUCCUGUAACCAUGGAAGCCAGAAAUGACAACAGACCCUCAGUACCGGUUCAGUUCCAGUAUUUCUUACCGACGUACUCCUCAUCGUAUCCUCUGACGCACACCUACACCCCCAUCAGCAGCUCCGUCUCCACCAUCCGCCAAUAUCCAGUCACCCCUCAAGCGCCGAGUUCAGCACUGCCAACUCAGGCUGGGGUGGGCGUGGCCACCACUGUCCACCUAAACCAUAUGCAGCUGAUGGCAGUGGAUCGGAUUGGUCUCCCCUCUGCUCAGAUCAGCACCCAGGGGAUCCAGCCACCCCCGAUCGCUGCACAGGGCAUACAGCCCGGUCAAAUAGGGGUUCAGGGCCUGCAUACGCCUGCCCCGAUGACCACACAAGGAAUACAGCAGACGCCGAUUGUCACUCAGCAGCAGCAGCAAACGCAGUCUGAGGCGAAGCCUGGGGUCGUAUUGGCUGAUGGAUUUGUAGCGAGCCCCAUUAGCAGCACAUUCGGUACAACCCAGCCAGUGGCCACCAUGGUGCAGGCCCACAGCCAGGGAGGAGUGGGGGGCGCUCCAACACUGGUAUCAUCUCCCCGCCCUAGCAUCCUCCGCAAGAAGCCUGCUAAUGAAGCGUGGAAUUUCCUGUUGUCAAUUAUCCUAAUUGUGUAUUGGUGCUGUAGGUGUGUCCGUAAAAAUCUGAUCACCGCCCAACCCAAUGAUUCCAGCACCGGCAGAAUCGAGAGUGGUGUACGAGUGGCCGGAUCUCCCAGGCCACCAGGUUUAAAACCCAAGGCGGAGUUGCACAUGGCUGUGGCCCCCCCUGUGAUGGCCACGGUCGAAGCGUUGCCCAAUCAGGGAGGAGAGCAGCAGGCGGUGGCCUCCAACCCUCAGCACCUGGCUCAAGCCAUCCCCACCAUGCUCGCCACGCCCGGGCCCGUGCCCCCCUCCCAGCCCUCCACCGUUCUCUCCUCCCUGCCUGCGGCCAUGGCUGUGACCCCCCCCGUUCCUGCUUCAAUGGCCAACACCGUGGCGUCCCCCACUCAGCCCGCAGCCAGUAGCACCGCGGCAUGCGCUGCCAGCUCCGCCUGCCCGGAUGUGAAAAUCAAGCAGGAGGCCGAGACGAUGGACACCUCCCAGCCAGGUCUGUCAUCGGCGCCGGCCCUCACCAGCCAGGCUUCCACGCUGAAUGCUCCCACGACAGGUGACCUCAUCCCCGGGGCGUCCCCGAGGAAGAAGCCCCGAAAACAGCAGCACGUCAUCUCCACCGAGGAGAGUGAAAUGGUGGAAACCAACAGCACAGAUGAAGAAAAGGCCCCGGGGAGGCCUAUCACAAGCAGGGCAGAGAGACGGGAAUCGCCACCAAGGGAAUACGUCGAUGAAGAAGGAGUGCGAUAUGUGCCGGUCCGGCCUCGCCCACCCGUUACCCUUUUGCGCCACUACCGUAACCCCUGGAAGGCUGCUUACCACCACUUCCAGCGAUACAGCGACAUUCGGGUUAAAGAGGAGAAGAAGGGCUCCCUGCAGGACAUGGCCAAUCAGAGAGGAGUGGCAUGCAGAGCACAAGGUUGGAAAAUCCACUUGUGUGCUGCACAGCUCCGCCAAUUGUCAAGUUUGGAGCAUGAUGUGUACAGCCGCCUCUCCACUCUCCAAGAGGGCCUGAUUCCAAAGAAGAGAGCAGGGGCGGACGAUGACCUCCACCGAAUCAACGAGCUCAUACAGGGUAACAUGCAGCGCUGCAAGCUGGUGAUGGACCAGGUGACCGAGGCCAGAGACACCAUGAUGAAAGUGCUCGACCACAAAGAGAAAGUGCUGAAGCUACUCAAUAAGAACGGCGCCGUCAAAAAGUCCUCCAAACUGAAGCGCAAAGAACGGGCAUGAGCACGAGUUUGUCACUCGUCAAACAACCACCUCGUCGCCCUCUUUUGAAGCGGAGGGAAGGAGCUACUUUGAACUUUGGUGCUAUGAUUUGCUGCAUACAAUCGCAUGCACCUUCUCGGUCCACCGGAGAGUGGACGGAGAGGACACACAGGGAAGCGUCAACGAGCAGAAAAGUCCCUCAGAAACAGGUUCUCAUUAAUGACAAAGUGCACAUAUUGAGUGUGAAGUAUUCUUAGGUUGUAUUAUUGUGGCCUAUUGGAUGGCCAUGCUUUUUUUUUUUUAAAAGUCCCCCGAAGUUAUUUUUUACUAACUUAGUUUCUGCCUCUUAUUUUAAGACAGUAUGACGAUGGAACAUUAUCUAUGAUUUUCGGCACUCGGCAUAUACUGUCAGAGAGACUAAACGUUGCGUUAUGAAUGACCCCCAAAAAUGGAGGAAAUCAGUCUUUUCACUAACUGUGUACAAACUAAUCUCAGCUGUGCUCUUUUCAUCAGUCUGUGCCUUCAUUUUGUCACGUGUACAUGAAUUGAAUAGAGACAUGUAAAAAAAAAAAAAAUGCAGGGGGAGAAGUUUUUUUGUUUUUUUUUUAAUCAAAAGUAAAAAAAAAUUGUUGAUUUGCUCUGUCUACUUUGGGUACACGGUUGCUGUUAUCAGCCACAAGUCUAUGCCUAACCUCAAAAAUCUAAGUGCUCCCAUGGUUUUGAGAUGAAUGAGAAUCUGAAUGUGGCAUGUCGGACUGAUUUAAUGUAGGAAAAAAAAAAUAGUCCCGAAGAAUCCUUAGAUUUGAAAGACAGAAUGCCAAAUCAACUUUAUAUUGAACUGCUGUGUUUGAUCCUCCAAAAGAUAAAUAGGUGUUAGGACAGUGAUGACUGUGCUUUGUUUCGGCUUCAAUAGAAGGCCCACUGGUCAGCUAUUCUCAUUUGGUCGGGGGGGGCAGAUAAAAUUAGUGUAAAUCACUGUAAAUGUGCUUUUGGUUUUCCAUUUGACCUGGUUCUUUUACAAGUUUUUUUUUUUUUUUUGUACUCAAAUAUUUGUGUGCUGUGUCCGACGUGUUAUUUCGUGCUGCGGAGUGUGAUGAUUUUCCAUGACGCAGGAUGAAGCGAGCCUGAAACAUCUGGCAGCCCAUUGUACAUUGUUAUGUCUGUGUAAUUAUAGUAAAGAUACUUAAAGAUGAAAA
Menidia menidia (Atlantic silverside) is the source of this 4544-nucleotide messenger RNA. The record is from the annotation of a GenBank genome assembly. Lineage: Eukaryota; Metazoa; Chordata; Actinopteri; Atheriniformes; Atherinopsidae.